AUGGGUAGUACUCCGGGCAAUACAAAGAACGCAGCUCCAAGCUUUGAGCGCCGACUGCUACGUGCAUUGUCCGUGUCUUCCUCGACAUCUAGUGAGUCUCAGAGCUCAGCCAGCUCCAUAACGGGAGACACUACCGAAGAUUGGACCCAUGCAAGGAAUGCCGAUGCCCAGCCAGGAGACAGACAGGCAGGAGUGAAACGACAGCGUACUUCAAAUGAAAGCGUCAGUCCACGUGGUGAUCAAGAGCCCACCACUCUGUCCGAUGAAGUUGAACGACGCUACACAAUAAUCUUCCAAUAUAUUGUAGAUCUCGACAUCCGUGUGAGACGCAUGGAACGACACACUCGUGAUCAAAACAAUCUAAAUCAUGUUGUGGCAAACGAGCUAGAGGAUUUGAUGGGCCGGCUGGCCGCUAUUGAGUCGGCAGUACAGAAAACGGCAGAAGAGUCAAGCGAGGGCAGCGAGGAUUGA
Messenger RNA from Penicillium angulare, 471 nucleotides. RefSeq lists its product as uncharacterized. The transcript has 3 exons. The record is from RefSeq and is a predicted model, not a curated record. NCBI's taxonomy places the organism in Eukaryota, Fungi, Ascomycota, Eurotiomycetes, Eurotiales, Aspergillaceae. The coding region runs from base 1 to 471 and encodes 156 amino acids.